CCUGCAGAGCAUGUGAGAAAGGCUAUUUUAGCUCCAAACAAAAUGCAGCUUUUUGUCUGCCUUGCCUGCCUGGAUCAUUUUGCAACACCACCAGCUGCAUGGGGUGUCUGCCUUGCCCUGGGGGGCAAGAGGCUCUUCAGGAGGCGUCGGAAGAGUGCGUGCCCUGCCUGCCAGGUACGUUCAAAGGUCCCAGUGACAACAAAUGCAAGCUCUGCAGGACAGGAGAAUACCAAUUACAGCGGGGCAAGGAGACCUGUGACCUGUGCCCAGAAAAUCACUACUGCCCUAGCCCAGAUGUGAACCCGGUCAAGUGCCCUCCUGACGCCUUCUGCCCUGCAGGCAGCACUGAGCCGGCAUACUGCAUGGAGGUCUUUCUUUACAAAGCAGGGGACUCCUGCCAGCUGACUCCCCUGAUGGUCAUUCUCCUGGCCGUCUUCUCAGCAGGUGCAAUCCUUGCUGUCUUUUUAAUAAUUCUGAGAAGAAGGCAAGAAUAUAGCAAGAAAUCGUUAAAGUCUCUACUGCUACCCCGAGGCUCAGGACAACACACAACUUACGGGGGGACCGAGCACACAGAACCAGUCUAUGCUGGCUGGUAGCGUAGGACAUGCUAUCAGCAAGCACCCUUUUCUUUUUUUCCAUGGGGCAAUACAGAUGUGUGUGUAUGGGGAAAAUGUUUAACCAUGAGCAACCUAUUUCUGUAUAGCUAAA
Molecule: messenger RNA, 708 nt
Organism: Gymnogyps californianus (California condor)
Lineage: Eukaryota; Metazoa; Chordata; Aves; Accipitriformes; Cathartidae
Exons: 6
Coding region: 99-596 (165 amino acids)
Source: RefSeq, a predicted model, not a curated record